UAAUGGUAGAUAGAUUUGACGAACAUUUCUUUUUAAUUGCUAAAGAAACAGGAGGAAUUGAAGGGUUGUUAAACUCAUUAUUUAGUUUUCUAUUACGAAGAACCGAUUAUUAUUAUGAAUGUAUUAGAUGAUAAUUAUUAUUUUAGGUGAUCCUGGAGAUAAGAUGGGUUUUCCACCAGGAGUUGCAUUAAAUAUGUUAGGAAACAUAUUCAAAAAAUAUUAGGAUGAACAUUAUAAAGUACAUAAAAAGAAGUCUGCCUAAGAAUAUAAUUAGAAAUUAGAAAUAUAUUAAAAAAAAUAGAAGGAAUUACAAGAGAAACAAAAGGAAUAGGAAGAAUAACAAAAACAAGCUUAAAUUUAAGAAUAAUAAAAAAAAUAAAUCUAAUAGAAUGAAAGUUAAGGUUAAUAGGAUGUAAAGAUAAAAUAAGAGUAAAAUCAAUAAAAAAAUGAAAGUUUUACUCACAAACAAAAAAUAGAUCCAUAUAUCAAUACAUAUAAUGGUGGAUAGACAGAAAAAUAUUCUUGGAGUUAAUCUGGAAAUGAUGUUGUAGUGACAAUGAAAGUUCCAGAAGGAUCGAAUAAAAAGAAUGUAUAUUAUAUUUAAGAAUUAUCAAUUAGAUUAAAGUAAUUAUUACAGCAAACACAUUAACAGUGAAAGUAAAAGAUUAAGUAGUUGUUGAUGGAAAAUUGUAUGAUAAAGUAAAAAGUGAUGAAUCAGUAUGGUCUAUAGAAGAGAAUUUAUUGACUAUUACCUUAGAAAAAGGAUAAGAGAAUAUUUGGAAGACUGUUAUAUAAGGAGAUUAAGAAAUAGAUGCAACAAAAGUUGAGAAUACAAAACCAUUGGAAGAUUUUGAUUCUGAAACUUAAGGAGCAAUUAGAAAAAUAAUGUACGAUUAACAAAGGAAAUAGUAAGGAUUACCAACAACAGAAGAAGAAUAACAAUUAGAAAUUUUAAAGAAAGCAUGGGAUGCUGAAGGCAGUCCAUUUAAAGGAUAACCUUUUGAUCCAAGUAAAUUUAAUCUUAGUAAUGGUUAAAUAUAGUUCUGAG
Molecule: messenger RNA, 1048 nt
Organism: Paramecium pentaurelia
Lineage: Eukaryota; Ciliophora; Oligohymenophorea; Peniculida; Parameciidae
Source: the annotation of a GenBank genome assembly